This is a messenger RNA of Cydia splendana, 3187 nucleotides long. RefSeq lists its product as uncharacterized. The transcript is spliced from 4 exons. Bases 58 to 1098 code for a protein of 346 amino acids. Lineage: Eukaryota; Metazoa; Arthropoda; Insecta; Lepidoptera; Tortricidae. The record is from RefSeq and is a predicted model, not a curated record.
AAAAUAUAGUUUCAAAGCGUUUGAAAGUACGAUCAGAACCAAUUAGUCUGUCCGAAAAUGCGGUGGUCGAGUUACCUUCUCGUCGCCUACAUGCUGCAUAUCGCUGCCAGCGUCAAAGUAAAGGUGGUCAUGCAUUCCGAUUCCCAAGAAGACUCACGGAUCGAGGAGGAAUACCCUACAACAGACAACUGGGAAAAGAGACACACCACCAUGCUUCCCUACAUUAAGAAACACUCAAAACACAACAGACGGGAGAAAGAGUACGAGGACAGAAGAGAAGUAAAACCUACCACUGAUAAGGCGGUCACCCCUCUCCAUCCAAACGCUGUGCUUUUCUCUUUAAUCUACAAGCAGAUCAAUAUAAACAGCAUGUUCAUGUUCGAACAGACUUGGUACACUUGGUCGACGGAGAGUCGUAAUGAUGGCUCGAAAAACGUCAUUUAUUACAUCUGUUAUAAAGAGCCUAAGCAUUGUGACGAAAUUGGUUGGGAACGUACCGACUCGCUGCCCCGAUGCGCGUUCGAGAUCGAUUCUCUGCUGCCCGACGACCGUGCCUGCAUCAACCCAUUCGGCGUGGAGCCGCACAACUCCAUCGGGUGUGACGGUGGCGAACAAAUCAAGGUGAAAGAAAUCGUCCGAGCGUGCGGACCGCGGAUCCGGUCGCUGUGGCGUUUCGUGCGCGUCGGCGCGCGCCCCACCGACGUACCCAAGCCUGCCGACGUCAACUCGCUUGUGUGCGAGGACGAGGACGAAUGCCUCGUAAACGUCGAGUACAGGAUUCAUCACGAUCGCAUCACGUUCGCGUUAUACGAGCCAAGUCGAGGCCAGACGUUCAAGAGCGCCCUAAAGCGAGACCUCCCCGACUACGACGGCAAAACGACCACAGCUGCCUCCCACCAUCACCACCACCAAACCAAGAAAGUAGAAGAACACAAACCAACCCAUCCAAGAAACAAGUACCACGUCAAGGCCAGGCCGAAAAUCGAAGGCAAAGGUCUCGAAAAAGAGAAAAAUGACUCAGGAUACGGGAGCAGGCGAUCGACUAAGAAUAAAAUAAAAAUUAGAGAAGAGGACUCUCAAGAUAUAUCGGACAACUAAAAGCAGGUAAUAAAUAAUUCUUUUAUAUGUCUCAAAAUAGUACUGUACCUUGUACACUUAAUUGUAUGUUGUAUGUUCAGAAAUUAACCCUUUACCAAGCGAAGGGAUAUAUUCCUCCCACAUCUUAUAUCGGUUACCGUAGUCAGGUUUUAACUCCAAACCUCCUACAAAAUAUUUUGUCAAUCCCUGAAAAUAGUAUUUUAUGAUCUUCAUUCACAACACGCUUCUAAAUAGCGUAAUAUAUCUUUGGCAGCCGUUUAAAUUCACUUGAACUCUAAUUUCAGUAAACUACGGAGAAAUUCGAACACUUUCCUUAAUUUCUAUGAAACAGAAGUACCUACAUACAGGUCAAACAUUUUUUUGAUAUUUUGUAGAUUUUGAGUGUUGAAAGCUUAAUGUAAUCGUAAACAUUGCUAAAUAUUCAUGCAUUAUUGUGUAUGACCAGAAUUAGGAUGCGGGUUGACAUUAUCCUAUGGCCUUAUUAGUGUUUAACUGUGCGGGAGCUAUUCUUCCCAUGGCCCGGUAAAUUGUCUUGUCAUGUCAUAAAAACUCACGUAAGUAAUAAAGCUGUUUUUGUGUUCAACCUAGAGCGAUUCAGUGAUUGAUAUAAUGUUUCGUAGUAGAUUUGGAGUUAAACCUUGACUAUGAUAACCGAUAUAAGAUGUGGGAGGAAUAUAUCCCUUAGCCUGAUCAAGAAUAUAAUAAGACAAAAUCGAGUAUGACAUUUAAUUACUUAGACAGGCGAUGGGAUAACCGUAACCCACAUUUUUAUUUCUGGUUUAAAGGAACAUCUCCGACUUUCGUAAAUACAUUUUUUACAAGGCGUUCAAUACGGUUGUAACAGUAUUAGGGCUUGCAAUUCGAAUAUUCGAAUAUUCGAAUAUGUCGAAUAUUCGACCUGUUUUGAUAUUCGAAUAUUCGGCCGCUCAGGUUUCGAAUAUUCGAAUAUUUUUUAUUACUAAGGUAAAAUCUAUUUUCAUCCGUUAUAGUUACAGUUUCUGUGUAUUUUGCCGGGUAUUAACAGUGAAUGAGGAACCGUAGGUACCCAAAUGCGAAGGAAAUAAUGUUUUUACUGUAUUCCUCUCAAUAGGCUUCGUGAAUACAGUUAAACCUAACAACCUAACUCAAUUUCAAAGGAAACGAAAUCAAAAAGUAUGUUUUAUUACGGUGCGGCUAAUGCUUUUUCUAGGUACAAGUAACUUUACGUAAGUUUUAAGAUAAAGGGUCAUUUUGUUUAUUGAGUAAAAGCGUACCUUAAGCGAAUAUUCGAAGUCUAAACCUUGCCCUUUAUCGCAAUUCACAAAUUUGAUCAUACCAAACCUACCGAACUAGGUAAUCUAACCAUGCACCUUUAGCUAACGAAUGAUCCACCCCGUAGUCAGCCAACUUUUUCCCUUAAAUAUUCCAAUACCAAUUAUAUAACUUAUUAUAUAACAGCCGACCAUUAGGAAUCAAAACUAAACUUGCCAAGACUAAUAAAGUCAAUAAAGAUUCAAAAUACAAUGGAAUUAAAGGCCAUUUUACAGGCUUCUUAACGACAAGAAGUUAAUUUAAAUCAGAAAAUGAUUAGUGAUUACCUACUAAAAUGUUUUCUCUCUUACAUACGUGUUUGGAUGGUUAAAGUUAUAUUAAUUCACGCAACGACGCAUUUAUAAUAAAAAGUUUUAUCAAGAAAUAUUGAAAAUGUCUAAUUUUUGCGUUUUAGGUACUUACUUGCUUUUAUAAACGUGGGUAUUUCAGAGUAGGAUGAUAAAAUCUAGUCAAUAAGUGGAUUUCUGCAAAAUAUCAUUAAUUUUAGCAAUAUGUGAAAAAAGCUUUUGAAUAAAACGAUAAUAAACCGAUUUUUCGUUCCUUUUCUUAUUUUUUUUAAAUAUUCGAAUAAUUAUUCGAAUAUUCGAAUAUCUCGUCAGAAAAAGUCGAAUAUUCGAAUACCUGAAAGUUUCGAAUAUUUGCAAGCCCUAAACAGUAUACACAGUACGUAUCGAGACUCGCUAGUUCUUAAGGGCCUGUGGUAAAGGGUUAAAGGUAGGUAGAAUGAUUUUAUAUUUAAGGUUUGUAAUUUAAUUGUAUUGUAAUUUAAUAACAUAAU